Molecule: messenger RNA, 333 nt
Organism: Hipposideros armiger (great roundleaf bat)
Lineage: Eukaryota; Metazoa; Chordata; Mammalia; Chiroptera; Hipposideridae
Gene: NDUFA7
Product: NADH:ubiquinone oxidoreductase subunit A7
Exons: 3
Coding region: 59-313 (84 amino acids)
Biological process (GO): mitochondrial electron transport, NADH to ubiquinone; ATP synthesis coupled electron transport
Cellular component (GO): mitochondrial inner membrane; respiratory chain complex I
Source: RefSeq, a predicted model, not a curated record
CUUCCUAGCAUCCCCCGCGGUAGCGACGUCGCCGGCGUCCUUCAAGAGCGGACGGAAGAUGGCAUCUGCUACCCGCUUCAUCCAGAGGCUACGGAACUGGGCCUCCGGGCAAGACUUGCAGGUGAAGCUGCAGCUGCGAUACCAGGAGAUCGCCAAGCGAACUCAGCCUCCUCCCAGGCUCCCUGUGGGCCCCAGCCACAAGCUCUCCAGCAAUUACUAUUGCACUCGUGACGGCCGCCGGGAAGCCAUGCCGCCCUCAGUCAUUAUGUCUUCACAGAAGGCGCUGGUGUCCGGCAAGCCAGCAGAGAGGUGAGGACGCCACACACCCCUCCU